This is a messenger RNA of Gavialis gangeticus (Gharial), 1777 nucleotides long. RefSeq names its product G protein-coupled receptor 160 (gene GPR160). The transcript has 2 exons. Bases 340 to 1359 code for a protein of 339 amino acids. Gene Ontology annotation, cellular component: plasma membrane; signaling receptor complex. The record is from RefSeq and is a predicted model, not a curated record. NCBI's taxonomy places the organism in Eukaryota, Metazoa, Chordata, Crocodylia, Gavialidae.
CCGGCUCGGACACGCGCGCGGGAACCGCGGCGCUUCGUGCUCGUUUUGUUUUGGAAAGCGGCGUUUUUUCCACGCGCUGUUUGACCCUGGACGGUGUUUUGUGUUUGGGGGUUUUGGUGCGCGCGUUUGUUCUGGAGGGGGCUCUGAAGGGCGGCUGUGGAAGAGGAGCGGCGCGGCUAAGCCUCGCCAGGCAGCAGCGGCGGGCCCGAGUCGGGCUGCGCCGAGCGCGGGAUGCUGGCGCCGGCUGCUCCGGGGGGAGGCGAUGCCAUAACCCCGGCUUAGCAGGUGUGAACCACCGUGCCCUGUAAGUUGUAUUUCGCUGGCUCUUGUCCUUGAAGAAUGGCUGCCCUGCCCUGUGAAAAUUGUUCCCUUCACUACCACUACAGCCAAGCCAACCCGCCUCUUGAAGCUAGUUGUAUGCUGCUCCUGAUUAUGCUUGGAAAAGUCUCCCUCGAUCUCUUCAUGCUGCGAGUUAGAAGACAGAAUAUAAAAGAGAGUUUUAUGGGAUAUUUUUGCAUUUCGCUGGCUCUCAUAGAUUUCACACUUCUGAUGAAUAUAGCAUUCAUUUCCUAUUUUAAGGACUUUGCACUUUGGGGUGUUAGAUUUACUAAGUAUCACAUUUGUUUGUUCACUCAGAUAAUUUCUUUUACCUAUGGUGUCUUGUAUUACCCAAUUUAUCUUGUGGCUGGUCUAGAUUAUUACAUGACUAUAAAUCAAACCUCUCAGCCACCAAACAUAAGUCAAAGGUUAUUUUAUAUACUUGCUGUAGUUCUUAUAUGGAUUUCAGGAUUUUCUUAUAUUCUUCAAGUUCCAACUAUCUAUGCAAAAUUCAGAAUACAAAACAACUUUUUUGUCUACCAGUGUCCUUUAUACAGCAGUGAUCAGAGUUACUGGAUAUCAUUAGCCAUGCUGUUUGUCAUAUGCAUGGUUUUUGUGACUUGGUGGUCAGAAGCUAUAGCUAUAGUGCGAUCAGUCAGGAUGAUUUCUUUUAAAAAUAAGGCUGUUCUGCUCUUUUCAUAUAUGUCUGAUUACAAUCACACUGGUUGCAAGAAACAACUGUUGACAAGACUUCUCAUCUGCUUUCUUGGUACUUGGGCACCUUUUGUCCUCCUUCAAGUGAUCCUCUUGUUGCUUGGGGCUCAGAUUCCAGCUUACAUGGAAAUGAAUGUUCCCUGGUUGUACUUUAUUAACAGUUUUCUUAUCGCAACAGCAUACUGGUUUAGGUGUCAUGACAUUAAGCUGACAGAGAGGACUUGGUCUGUAGAUCCAUUUGUCAGCUGGAAAUUCUGCUUCAUCCCAUUCAACAAUCAAAAUACAGAGCAAGCUGAAAAGCCAGGCACAGUAAUCGUAAUCUGUUAAUGAGCUGCUGUGUGAAAAGAAUGCAAAUAAGUACUGUGGAACAGAGGUGUCUAAUGAUUGUGCUAUUUUGAUGUCUUUUAUGAACCCAUCUUGCUGGAUAAUAUAAGGAUACAUCUCCAGAACUGCAGCCUGUGAAGAAACUGUCACCAACAUUUGCCAAUGGAUAAUGGAAUAUUGCACUGUUCUCUAAGCUAAGCUUUACAGAUAGAUGGGGACUUUAAUGCACAGCAAAAGUUUUAAUUAAAUUUAUAAUAUUUAUAAAAAAAUAUAUAAUAUUCAUAAAAAGAGUUGAAAUUUUGGAUGAAGAUAGCCACUACUUAACAGCAACAAAACAUGCCUGAUUUUACUGUUAAAUGUUAAUCAGUUUCAGAUUUGUUUCAAACAUAAAAAAAUAAAAUCAUCAGUAACCUAAAGACAA